Molecule: messenger RNA, 2951 nt
Organism: Macadamia integrifolia
Lineage: Eukaryota; Viridiplantae; Streptophyta; Magnoliopsida; Proteales; Proteaceae
Exons: 2
Coding region: 1025-2470 (481 amino acids)
Biological process (GO): cell-cell adhesion
Molecular function (GO): protein binding
Source: RefSeq, a predicted model, not a curated record
CAUGAUAUGUGGGCCCUCUACAUACGAACGGUGAAGCAAUACUCCCUUCCGUGUGUCCAUUGGCUUAAGUUAGGAGAUGCCAAUAUACCAGGUGUAGUCGUGUACAUCUCUCCCUCAAAUAAAACUAAGAAUUAAUGGAACAAAUGAAAGAUUUUGAUUAUUAAACAAAUCAUGGAGAGAGUGACUGUUAAUCUGACAUGACGAACUCUAGCCACGCUCAACAAUACAUUAAAGUUUCUAUAAUUUUCUUCAACUACGCAGUAUUUCCACCUGUUGCCCAUAUCUCACUAAUUCAAGUAUCCCUAUCCUCUCUUUUUCUUCAAUAAUUUCGUUAUUUAUGGCAAAAGGUUUUAUACAUAGCCGUGCAUAAAUACAACUAUUGGAUUACAAAUGAAGAUUUACGGUGCACCCCCCCUCAUCUCCAUCGGACGACUGUGUUUUCUUCCCGUUCUAUUUUCAAAAUUAGUAUUUCUAGAAGGUCUUUAGAGGACGUAAGCAUAAGCUAACUCUUUCACACAAGCCACCGCUCACCUUCUCUCUCUCUCUUUCUCUCUCCUUUGAAACCAAUAGGAAAAGAAGAAAAAUGAAAGGAAAGCAAAACAAGCUCUAAAGCCUUUAUUAAUGGUUGGAAAGGGUGUUUGUUAGAUUUGAUUAUUAAAGUGAUAACAUUGAGUAAACCGUUAAUUUCAUAUUAUUCUCUCUAAAAAAAUCCACUUUUUGUAUCACUUCCUUUAUUUUGGGCUUCACUGUGCUCUUUUCCUUUGUUCUUAACUUCUUAUUAUUCAAACUUUACUGUUGACGAGUUGCCUUCUUCCCCUGCCUCUGCUUCUACCUUUCUUGAACGAGUCUUUUAUUCUACGGGUCUUCCCCUGCAUCAUAUCUGAAAACAAUGAAUACUAUUCCAACCUUCUUCAAAUCCAAUAGGCUUUUCAUCCUUACACGAAAAUUGACGAAAAGGGUUGUCUCAUAGAGAUAGAAAACAGAAAGAGAUACAAUUGAUUGUGCACUCAAAAGGGUAGGGGUGAUGCAAGGAUGGGCGAAAGUUACAGUGGCAGCACCGUCUGCCGUCGUUGCUAUAAUCCUCUUGAUCGUGUUCAUCUGGAGAUUUUGCUAUUCCAGAAGACUUACUCGGAUUACAGACACAACGAAGACGAGGGGGAAGACUUUCCAAUCAGGGAUUGCGACGCUUCACCUUGCAAAUGACUCCAAGGACCGUAAGAGCCUCCCUGUUUUUCAUCAUCCAGACAGCAAGGGAAAGCCAAAUUUCUGUGUGCUCAGACAUGGGGUUCUUCCGAAGAGUUUCUUCAGUUGGGCUGAUCACCCUAGGCUUGUUUCAGAAGCUGUAGAGUAUGGAUGGUCUAGAUUUGCCUUCACGGCCCAUACUUCAUCUCCUUCGACUCGAUCGAAUUUGUUGGGUUUAUGCGCUGCUGGUGAUCAGGUACGAGAAACAGAGGCGUUAAUAAGCUGGGAGGUGAGUCCAGGUUCGGUAGAUUACAUCCAGAAGAUCAGGUUCAAUCCGGGAAUGAAGAAGAUCGAUAUGGGUACCCCUCCUUUGGGUGCUUCAUACGUUAUCAAAUCUGCUUUGCCCUUGCCAGGACCUUCCUUGGGGAGUAGUAAUAGCUCCUUCCCUCGCGAAGCUUAUCUGGAAAUCACAAUCUUGUCUUCUCUUUCAGAAGAGGAAGUUGAUUCUGUCCAUAGCGUUAAGAGAAGCUCUUGUGAUGGCGAGCUGAAGAAACUCAUUCCACCGAAUGGUGAUGCUAGUGUUCAAUCGGAUUCAUUAAUCCAUGUUGCGGGAAUCAAUAGCAGUGCCAGAUUCCAAGAAUUGAAGCUUCGGAGUAAGGAAGGAAAAAGGCAGGAUGAGCCGGUGAUGUGGUCGGUGGGGUUCAGUGGAGGUGGGUAUCCCCCACGGAAACUUCCCGGCAGCUAUCCUGGAUCCAUUGGGUUCAACUCCAAUGGUUCUGUUUACCUUGAUGGAAUUAAGCUGGUCUUUGAAGCUGAAAAGGCAGAAUUGGAAAGCAGAGACAAGGUGGUCGGUUGCGGUUUUGAUCCAUCUCAGAAGAAGGUGUUCUUCACUGUGGAUUCAGAAUUGGUACAUGAAAUCCAUUGCAGAUCGGAGGAAUUCGGAAGCCCACUUUACCCAACUGUAGCUGCGAAUGUAGAUGUUACGGUUUUGGUAAAUUUUGGACAGAGUGACUUCAAGUAUUUGCCGGCGAAUGCGCAGAGAACUCCAAACCCAUGUUUCAUUGGCACUUUUCCAAAUGGUUCUGCAGAUGAUCUGGGCUAUGAAGACAGUCGAGAGUUCUUCUCCAUGGGAAGGAUUGACCCUCUAUGGCUUAAUCGAAAUAACUCCAAGACCAUCAACAGCAACAAUAGUGAUAACAUGACACUAUAUCCUGAUGGGGAAUCAGAAGCUGAACUAUUCGAAAUAGUUUUGGAUAGCUCAAGCAGAUCAAGCACAGUAAUGAGUUAAAGCUGGGACAUGAUGAUUUCAUAAGGUCAUGGACCACAUAAUCAAAUCCAAUUUGGUCUGAAUCAUGAACUAUAUACUUCAGAUUCUGCUAGUGUAGCAGAGCUGAGUUGUUUGCACAAUUCGCUCGCUUGGAAUUGGAGUAUUGAUAAUAUUUGGUUCAACCCUGUUGGGUUAAAUGUUGUCCAAAUCCAACAAUGGUCUUGAGGGAAGAAGAAGUCCCAUAUUUCUUUUAGGCUAAGAGCUGCUACACAGUUGAUUCCAUGACUGGCUUCAGGUUAUUAAUUUCCCAGACAGACAAAGUCAAGUUGUUCGAGGGUUUUCUGGCAGAUUUUUAUUCUCCUUAUUUAUUGGUUUAUGUUUCAAUUUUCAACUCCUUGUAUAUAUUUUAGAUGUUUAUUGUAGACUUGUAGUUCUCUAUUUUCAAUACUUGGUUACUUUUAAAGAAUUAAUGCAAUCACAAGAUACAACAUUCACUAGUCCA